UAGCCCGGAGGAAUGCGGGAGCCCCACUGUUGUUCUAGACGCUGGGUUCCCACUGCCUCUGCUACACACCCCGACUUCCCACCCAGGCACCAGGAUCCCACUUGGAACACUCUCUCUGAUGAACAGCUUCUCUUGGAAUUGACCCACUUGUUCAUUUGUUAACAGAAACAAGAGCUCUUCUGUACGAGCCCCAUGGCAUCCUGCCCUGUCCUGCAGAAGGAGAGAGUGUUCCAGUCAGGAGCCCAUGCCUACAGAAUCCCCGCUCUGCUCUACCUGCCUCAGCAGAAGACACUGCUGGCCUUCGCGGAAAAGCGGAUGAGCAAGAAGGACGAGCACGCAGAGCUGAUUGUCCUGCGCAGAGGAAGCUAUGAUGCAUCCACCCACCACGUCCAGUGGCAUGCUCAGGAGGUGGUGGCCCAAGCCCAGCUGGAGGGCCACCGGUCCAUGAACCCAAGCCCCUUGUACGACGAGAAGACGGGAACCCUCUUCCUCUUCUUCAUUGCCAUCCCCGGGCAGGUCUCCGAGCACCACCAGCUCCACACCAGGGUCAACGUGACACGUCUGUGCCAGGUCACCAGCACGGACCACGGGAGGUCCUGGAGCCCCGCCAGAGACCUCACCAGCCCGGCCAUCGGCGCGGCCCAUGAGGAAUGGGCCACUUUUGCGGUGGGUCCGGGGCACUGUCUGCAGCUUCACAACAAGACCCAGAGUCUGGUGGUGCCCGCCUAUGCUUACCGGAACCUUCACUCCCUCCGGGGGCCUUCCCCAUUUGCCUUCUGCUUCGUCAGCCACGACCACGGGCACACAUGGAAGAGAGGAAACUUUGUGGCCCAGGACACCCUGGAGUGCCAAGUGGCUGAAGUAGGGGGUGCGGAGCAGAGGGUGGUGUAUCUGAAUGCCAGAAGCCCCCUUGGAGCCAGGGUCCAGGCUGAGAGCACCAACGAGGGGCUCGACUUCAAGGAGGCCCGACCAGUGAAGAAGCUGGUGGAGCCUCCCCACGGCUGCCACGGGAGCAUCAUCAGUUUUCCCGACCCCCAUGCGGGCUCAGGAGCCUCAGACAAAUGGUUGCUCUACACCCACCCGACUGACCCGCAGCAGAGAGCCAACCUGGGAGUGUACCUCCACAGGCGGCCCCUGGGCCCCGAGGCCUGGUCGGAGCCCGCUCUGUUGGCCAUGGGGAGCUGUGCUUACUCAGACCUCCAGAGCAUGGGCGCCGGCCCAGAUGGGUCACCCCAGUUUGGGUGUCUGUAUGAAUCGGAUAAUUAUGAAGAGGUGGUCUUCCUCAUGUUCACCCUGAAACAAGCCUUCCCAGCUGAAUUUUUGUUUCAGUGAGCCGGUUGUGUGGCCAUCCAGGAAGGGCUCCUGACUGAGAGGGCCACGGUUUCCCCUCUGGGCUUUGGAGGCCAGCUCUUGGUUCCCUUCACCGAGAGCGUGCUCAGACACCCGCCUCCUGCCUCUUUUCCUCCUUUGAUGUUUCAGUCCUUCUAAGGGAUUCAGUUUUGAGCCCAGAAGUUGAAGGAACCUGGCUUCCCACAGCCCCUCGACAGGGAAGGUGCGGAGAGCUGUCGUUCUGCAUGGCUCAGCCUGCCUGCUGCCCGCCCCAGCUUUGUGCGGGUCUUGAUAAAUGAUGGAGUCCAGCCCAUUUCUUCUUGGUAAAUGCUCAUCAUGUUCCUGGGGAAAGGCUGAGACAAAGCUGUAAUAAAUUAGCAGAGGGGUCUGUGUGUGCGUGUGCGGGUACGCGCACAUGUGUUCUCAAUGAUGCUCUAGAGGAGACCGCACGGGAGACAGCUUUGCAGGGAGGUAAGGCAGGUCUAGGAAAAUUAAGCUAAUCUAAGUCAUUGUGUCAGUUUCCCCCGGCUGCCGUAACAGAUCAAUACAAACUUGGUGGCUUAAAACAACAGAAACUUAUUCUCUGACAGUUCUAGAGGCCAGAAGUCCAAAAUCAAAGCAUCAGCAGGACUGUACUCCCUCUGAAGGCCCCAGGAGAGAACCCCUCCUUGCCUUUGACCCCAGGCAUUCCCCAGCUCAUGGCUACCUACCUCCCUUUAAUGCCUCUGUCUGUGAGUGGCUUUCUCCCCUUCUCCUGUGUUUUCUCUUCUGUCUCUUACAAGACACCUGUCAUUGGAUUUCUGGCACACCCAGAUAACCCAGGAUAAUCCUGCACUCAAUUAUAUUUGCAAAGACUCUUUUCUUUUUUCUUAAAUUUUAUUUUAUUUUAUUAUG
Messenger RNA from Neomonachus schauinslandi (Hawaiian monk seal), 2223 nucleotides. It is a transcript of the gene NEU2, whose product is annotated as neuraminidase 2. Gene Ontology annotation, cellular component: lysosome; cytoplasm; membrane. Gene Ontology annotation, molecular function: exo-alpha-sialidase activity. The record is from RefSeq and is a predicted model, not a curated record. The coding region runs from base 193 to 1332 and encodes 379 amino acids. Gene Ontology annotation, biological process: oligosaccharide catabolic process; ganglioside catabolic process. NCBI's taxonomy places the organism in Eukaryota, Metazoa, Chordata, Mammalia, Carnivora, Phocidae. The transcript is spliced from 3 exons.